AUGGUGGUGUCUAAACGGUUCAUCUUUGGCUUGAUGAGCCUUCAUCUGAUGAUGGGUUGCUCUGGUGGUAACGAGAUGUGUAAGGCCUCCAUGGGGCAUGGAUGGGCAUGUCCCCCAACUUGGUACCAGUGGGGACGCAAAUGCUACAAAGCCAUCACUGAGCGCCUGACAUGGUCUGAGGCAAAAGAUGAGUGCAUCAAGAUGGGAAGUGUCUUGGUCGUGCCACAGUCUCAGGAGGAAACUGAGUUCCUGGUCCAGCUACAGCAAUCCCACUUUUGGAUCAACUGCAAUGAUCUCCAGGAAGAAGGUUGGUUGAAAUUUUGAAUUUACAAAAUAUCAACAAAUUAAUACCAGAACAUUGUGAGCUUGUUUGUUUUGAAGAAUCAUACCGGUACUUGGCAAUUCCCACCUCUGUAUUGAUUUCCGUUCUGUUUUUUUUACAAUAGGUACUUGGAAG
Messenger RNA from Patiria miniata (bat star), 457 nucleotides. RefSeq names its product snaclec convulxin subunit beta-like. Lineage: Eukaryota; Metazoa; Echinodermata; Asteroidea; Valvatida; Asterinidae. The record is from RefSeq and is a predicted model, not a curated record. The transcript has a single exon. The coding region runs from base 1 to 324 and encodes 107 amino acids.